AUGUUUGACCAGAAAUUCUUGACUUCAUCCUCAACCCUAGUUGUCCCGAAUGCAGGACAUCAGGGCUUCAGAUCAGAUCAUCGACCGCCUCUCAACUCAACUAUUACCCUCAUUCAGGCCACCACCCGCGAAUCAGACCAGACCUUGCCCCAAGAAGAAAACAACAGCCGAGAAGUCGAUGCGAGUCAAUACACUCGACUGUCGCCUGCUCGAAAAAUCAUCAUCGUUGUCAUUCUCUCAUACUGUGCUAUUCUUGGUCCUAUCUCCUCCACUGCCAUCUUAGCCGCUGUUCCCGAACUUGCCAGGACGUUCAAUACCACCGGGGAUAUCAUCAACGCCAGCAACGCUCUUUACCUAGCCUUCAUGGGGAUUGCUGCUCUACUUUGGGGACCCUUAAGUCAGAUCUCGGGCCGCCGCCCUAUUUUUAUCACAAGCUCCAUUCUUUUCUUUCUCUUCACAGUGGCCACAGCGCUGGCCCCUAAUAUCGAAGCCUACUUCGUUUUCCGCAUAUGCACCGCGUUUCAGGGCACUGCAUUCUUAGUGCUUGGCAGCGCCACCGUCGGCGAUAUCUUCGAGCCAAUGUCUCGAGCCUUACCGUUGGGAUGGGUCUUGUCAGGUACCUUGACUGGACCUGCCCUUGGUCCCUUUCUAGGUGGUGUCGUGGCCACCUUCCGCCCCUGGAGAGACAUAUUCUGGUUGCUCGCCGCAUUGAACGGGUUUGCAGCUGUCCUCAUCAUCGUCGUCUUCCCCGAGACCAUCGCCCACAAAUCCGACGCCCAACUCAAAGGAAAAACCUUCCCUCAAAAAGCCAAACAACUCGGCAGCCACAUUUGCCCUAUCCGCAUCGCCCGCCUGGUUUUCUCAUACCCGAACAUCUUCCUCGCCAGUCUCGCCGCCGGCACCUUAGUCUGGAACCAAUAUGCCCUCCUCACCCCCAUCCGCUACAUCCUCAACCCGCGCUUCCACCUCACCACUCCCGUCGAAGCUGGCCUCUUCUACCUCGCCCCCGGUUCUGGCUACCUAGCCGGCGCUUUUGUCGGCGGCCGCUGGGCCGAUCUUGUGGCCCGGAAAUACGCCCGAAUCCGCAACGGCCAGCGCAUCCCCGAAGACCGUCUCCGUUCCUGCGUCCCCUUCAUUUGCAUCGCCACCCCAGCCUGCGUCCUCGUCUAUGGCUGGACAGUGGACCGAGAAGUCGGUGGAGUUCCGGUCCCCGUCAUCUCUAUGUUUCUUCAAGGCGUCGCCACAAUGUUCUGCUUUCCCAGUCUGAACACCUACGGGUUGGACGUGAUGCAGGAGAAAGGUCGAAGCGAGGAAGUCGUGGCAGCGAACUUUGUUUUUCGGUAUGUAUUUGCCGCAGUGGGGACAGGCGUCGUCCUCCCUGCUGUCCAGGCUCUGGGAGUGGGGUGGUUUAGCACCAUCUCCGCGCUGCUUCUGACCGCUGUUGGUGGUGCGGUAUUUCUGAUCGCCGAGUAUGGACAUCGAUGGAGGGAGGCAGUUGAUGCAAAGCUCCAGGCUAAAGAAGACACGAAAUGGGAGAACAAAUCACAAGCACAUGUCUGA
Aspergillus sclerotioniger CBS 115572 is the source of this 1560-nucleotide messenger RNA. Its product is annotated as putative MFS transporter. Gene Ontology annotation, biological process: transmembrane transport. The record is from RefSeq and is a predicted model, not a curated record. Gene Ontology annotation, molecular function: transmembrane transporter activity. NCBI's taxonomy places the organism in Eukaryota, Fungi, Ascomycota, Eurotiomycetes, Eurotiales, Aspergillaceae. The coding region runs from base 1 to 1560 and encodes 519 amino acids. The transcript has 3 exons.